AUCCCCCACCCAUUUCUAUUUUCUUUCUCAUCAUCACGAGCCAGCCUCACGUUUACCACUCCCUCUCCACACCUUGUCGCUGGACGGCCCCCUCACUCGACGAGCUUUACGAGACGCUCAUAUACAAUCCUAGUAACCAUUAGCAUACACCCAUCGCACCUUCAAAAUGUCCCCCGCCGCCAACAUCAAGCCUUUCUUGCCCUCAUCUCGGCCUUCGGGUACUGUCUUCAUUGUUCUGAACGUUCUGCGAGCGCUCAGCAUGAUCGCCCUCAUACUUGUAUUCGCUUCCAACAUCACCACGAUGGUCUCCGAUAUCAAAGCCAUAAAGAACCCCGCCACUGACGACGACGACUGUGACUACAUCGAGUACUCGAGUGUACCCGACCAGACUGGAGGGGCUUUCUGGAGCAUUCUCAAUAGGAUUUUCAUCCUGUUCGAGUGCAUCCUUCUUGUCAUGUCCGAGAUCGGUUGGCCUCGUCGCUUGUUCGAGUACUACAUUCCUUCCCUCGGCCCUGCUUAUGGCCUUGGCUGCCUUGGUGUCUUUCAAGCUUUGAUCGGCGCUCAAGUGCUUUCGCACUACUGCGAUCUCUUCCCUCAGGUCUCUAGCUGGAUCCUCUUCAUCGUCGGGUGCCUCAACAUCCUUAUUGGCAUCUUCCUUCGUGAGAAGGCCAAGGAGAAGCGUCUCAUAUUCUCUUGGGAAAACGUCUCCUCCUUGACACCCCAAACUCGUAUGGCCGCCACCGCCUGGGACAUGGUCACUGAAAAGCGCAAGCCCUCCGCCAAAGACCCAGAAACCGACCUCGCCCGCCACAACACCACCGCCUCCGACACCCCUCUGCUCCCCAACCGAACAACGCCCGGCGCCAAAUUUGGCGGUUUCGGUUUCGGCAAGCAAGGGGAGAAGGCUGCGGCUGAGAGGGGAUGGAAGAUCAGUCGGCCAACAGACGCUCUGCCUCGUUAUGCGAUCUAGGUCGCUUUUCGAACGCCACAUAGGGACCCAAGGGGGUGGCUUGAUCCCGCAGCCGACAGUCCCUCUACCAGAGCUCUUCAACCGUUCGCUGGAAUCACUAAAAUCUAGACCAGGCCUCGUAAUAAUGGACCAUCUGUCUAUCUAAUAGCAACUCAUUGCCAUGCACUGUCUGUAGAUGUAUUUG
This is a messenger RNA of Cryptococcus amylolentus CBS 6039, 1154 nucleotides long. RefSeq lists its product as hypothetical. The transcript has 7 exons. Bases 167 to 970 code for a protein of 267 amino acids. The record is from RefSeq and is a predicted model, not a curated record. Lineage: Eukaryota; Fungi; Basidiomycota; Tremellomycetes; Tremellales; Cryptococcaceae.